UCGUGGAUUAACCAAACCAAGCCAAAAAAAAAACGUCAAAAUGAAAUUUGUUAUCGUAUUCGCUGCCCUCAUCGCUGCCUCAGUCGCAGCUCUUCUCCCAGGCGCCACACAAGACGCACAAGCCUACAUCGUCAGCCAACAAGCCGACAUCGACCCAUCAGGAAACUACCAAUAUGCAUCACAAACCAGCAACGGAAUCUCGGCCCAAGCCAAAGGUACAUUGAACCAAGCACGUUCAGUUGACGCCAGCCCAUCAUAUGCCGUACAAGGACAAUACUCAUACACCGGACCAGACGGUCAAGUCUACACCAUUAACUACAUCGCUGAUGAGUUCGGUUACCGUGCGUCAGGUGCUCAUUUGCCAGUUGCCCCACAAGCUUAAUUUAAUGUUCAAUCGUUGUUUUUAUUGAAAACUAAAUGUAAAUAAAAGAAAAUUGUUGAAAUUUAUUUAAAAACAAAAA
Molecule: messenger RNA, 461 nt
Organism: Sitodiplosis mosellana (orange wheat blossom midge)
Lineage: Eukaryota; Metazoa; Arthropoda; Insecta; Diptera; Cecidomyiidae
Product: cuticle protein CP14.6-like
Exons: 3
Coding region: 41-382 (113 amino acids)
Cellular component (GO): chitin-based extracellular matrix
Molecular function (GO): structural constituent of chitin-based larval cuticle
Source: RefSeq, a predicted model, not a curated record